Molecule: messenger RNA, 4195 nt
Organism: Anoplopoma fimbria (sablefish)
Lineage: Eukaryota; Metazoa; Chordata; Actinopteri; Perciformes; Anoplopomatidae
Gene: atrn
Product: attractin
Cellular component (GO): Golgi apparatus
Molecular function (GO): protein binding
Source: RefSeq, a predicted model, not a curated record
UUUUCUGGAGAGACAUGUACGGGUCGACGCGGAGGGCCUGCUCCGGCUCUGCACGGGGCCGGAGCCUGCUGAUGCUCACGACCGCGCUGCUGCUCUCGGCCGCCGGCCUCCUCUCGGGGCUGCCCGGCGUCACCGAGGCGAAGGAGUGCGACAAGCCCUGCAUGAACGGGCAAUGCAACGCCGCCACCGGCAACUGUGUGUGCUUCCCCGGCUGGGUCGGGGACCAGUGCCAGCACUGCGGAGGGAGAUUCAGGUUGACGGGGCCCUCUGGUCACCUGACUGACGGUCCAGGAAACUACAAGUACAAGACCAAGUGUACCUGGCUGAUCGAGGGACAGCCCAACACAAUACUCCGACUACGGUUCAACCACUUUGCCACAGAAUGCAGCUGGGACCACCUUUACGUUUACGACGGAGACUCCAUCUACGCCCCUCUCCUCGCUGCCUUCAGUGGUCUGAUUGUUCCCGAGCGCUACGGGAACGAGACGGUUCCUGAGGUGGUGUCUCAGUCCGGCUACGCCCUGCUGCACUUCUUCAGUGAUGCAGCUUACAACCUGACCGGCUUCAACAUUUCAUACAGGGUGAACACAUGUCCCAACAACUGCUCGGGCCGCGGCGAGUGUCGCGUGAUGAACUCCACGGGUUCGGUGUACUGCGAGUGCGAGGACAACUGGAAGGGUGCGGCCUGCGACGUCCCGUACUGCAUGGCCGACUGCGGCUACCCCGAACGAGGCCACUGCGAGGACAAGACCUGCGUCUGCAAGACCGGAUGGCAAGGUCCAGACUGCCUCGUCUCAGUGCCUGCCAACUCCUCCUUCUGGACCCGGGAGGAGUACACCGAGGCCGGGCUGGCGAGGGCCUCCCACAAGGCCGUGGUGGACCAGGGCAUCAUGUGGGUCAUAGGAGGCUACGUCUUCAACGCCUCCGACUAUCACAUGGUCAAAGCGUAUAACCUCAGCAGCAAGAGCUGGAUGACCCUUGACCCCUCCGUCCACACCGUCACCCCACGAUACGGCCACUCACUGGCUCUUCAUGAGGGUAAGAUCUACAUGUACGGAGGAAAGAUCGACUCCACGGGGAACGUGUCCAGCCAGCUGUGGGUUUUCCACGUCCAGAACCAGACCUGGGUCCUCCUGAGCCGGGCCAACGAGCAGUACGCCGUGGUGGGACACUCGGCCCACAUUGUGCCUCCGGUCCAGGACGGCGAGGGCCCCGUCAUGCUGGUGAUGUUCGGACACUGUCCUCUGUACGGAUACAUCAGCCAGGUGCAGGAGUACAACAUCGUCAAGAACACAUGGAGCAUGGUGAGCACAGACGGGGCUCUGGUUCAGGGCGGCUACGGCCACAGCAGUGUGUUCGACCCCAGCACCAGAGGCAUCUACAUCCACGGAGGCUACAAGGCCUUCAGUGCCAACAAGUACGGCCUCGCUGGAGACCUGUACAAGUUCGACGUGGACAAGAGGAAGUGGACCAUUCUGCGAGACAGCGGCUUCUUCCGUUACCUCCACACGGCGGUGAUGGUGAGCGGGACCAUGCUGGUGUUCGGAGGAAACACGCACAACGACACGUCCAUGAGCCACGGCGCCAAGUGCUUCUCCUCUGACUUCCUGGUCUACAGUCUGGCGUGUGACGAGUGGACGGUGCUGCCUCGGCCGGACCUCUUCCACGACGUCAAUCGCUUCGGACACUCGGCCAUCUUCAGUGACAGCGUGAUGUACGUGUUCGGCGGCUUCAACAGCCUGCUGCUCAGCGACGUCCUCGUCUACACCUCGCCCAGCUGCGAGGCCUUCUCCGGCCCGGAGUCCUGCAGCCAGGCCUGGCCGGGGAUCCACUGCGUCUGGAACAGCACCCAUGGGACCUGUCUACCCUGGGAGGGCAUCGCCAUGGGAGACGAGCAGCAGCAGCAGCAGAUACCAGCCUCCUGCACCUCCCGAUCAUAUGCUGACGAGAGGUGUGACCAGUACACGGACUGCUACAGCUGCACCGCCAACACCAACGGCUGCCAGUGGUGCACCAGCCAGUGUCUGUCUCUGGGAAGCAACUGCACUUCUACCACGGGGGCCAUUGGGGAGUUUGACGUUUGCCCCAAGGACAACCCAUCAUACGUUUGCAACAAGAAAACCAGCUGCAAGAGCUGCGCUGUGGACCAGAACUGUCAGUGGGAACCUCGCAACCAGGAGUGCAUCUCACUGCCAGAAAACGUGUGCGGUGAAAGCUGGCACCUGGUGGGAAACUCCUGUCUGAAGUUCAUCACGGCGAAGGACACGUACGACAACGCCAAGCUGGCCUGCAGGAGCCACAACGCCGUCCUGGCCUCGCUGACCACGCAGAAGAAGGUGGACUUUGUCCUGAAGGAGCUGCAGAUAAUGAGCGUGGUGUACAAGGCCUCGGUGACGCCGUGGGUGGGGCUCAGGAAGAUCAACGUGUCGUACUGGUGCUGGGAGGACAUGUCGCCCUUCACUAACACCACCCUGCAGUGGCUCCCCGGGGAGCCCAGCGACGCCGGCUUCUGUGGCUACCUGGCCGAGCCGGCGUCCAGCGGACUGAAAGCACAAACCUGCAUCAACCCGGUGAACGGCAGCCUGUGUGAGCGGCCAGCCAACCACAGCGCCAAGCAGUGCCGGACGCCGUGCGCCAUGAGAGCCACCUGCAGCGAAUGCACCAGCAGCAGCUCGGAGUGCAUGUGGUGCAGCAACAUGAAGCAGUGCGUCGACUCCAACGCCUACGUCGCCUCCUUCCCCUUCGGACAGUGUAUGGAGUGGUACACCAUGAACAGCUGUCCACCGGAGAACUGCUCCGGCUACAGAACCUGCGGUCAGUGUUUGGACCAGCCGGGCUGCGGUUGGUGCACCGACCCCAGCAACACGGGCAAAGGUCAGUGCAUCGAGGGCUCGUACCGCGGGCCCUUCCAGACCUCGGUGCCGGCGCCGUCCACCCUCCCCGGUCUGCCCGCCAACCCGCAGCCCGCCCUCAACGCCAGCAUGUGUCCCAGCGAGGCCAAAUACAACUGGUCCUUCAUCCACUGCCCAGCUUGCCAGUGUAACGGUCACAGCCAGUGCGUCAACGAGAGCGUGUGCGAGAAGUGCGAGGACCUGACCACGGGCCGACACUGCGAGAGCUGCGUCUCCGGUUUCUACGGCGACCCGACCAACGGGGGCAGCUGCCAGCCCUGCAAGUGUAACGGCCACGCCAGCAUGUGCAACCCCAACAACGGCAAGUGCUUCUGCACCACAAAGGGCAUCAAAGGAGACCGCUGCCACCUGUGUGAAGUGGAGAAUCGUUACCAAGGCAACCCCCUCAAAGGAACAUGCUACUACACGCUCCUCAUCGACUACCAGUUCACCUUCAGCCUGUCGCAGGAGGACGACCGAUACUACACCGCCAUCAACUUCGUGGCCACACCUGAGGAGCCGAACCGGGACCUAGACAUGUUCAUAAACGCCUCCAAGAACUUCAACCUGAACAUAACCUGGGCCACUAGCUUCACCGCAGGCACUCAGACCGGGGAGGAGAUCCCCAUCGUCUCACGGAGCAACAUCAAGGAGUUCAAAGACAGCUUUUCCAACGAGAACUUCGAUUUCCGCAACAGCCCGAACAUAACCUUCUUCGUCUACGUCAGCAACUUCACGUGGCCCAUUAAGAUCCAAAUCGCCUUCUCGCAGCACAGUAACUUCAUGGAUCUGGUGCAGUUCUUUGUCACAUUCUUCAGCUGCUUCCUGUCGCUGCUCCUCGUGGCCGCCGUGGUUUGGAAGAUCAAACAAAGCUGCUGGGCGUCACGGCGACGAGAGCAACUGCUGAGGGAGAUGCAACAGAUGGCCAGCCGGCCUUUCGCCACCAUCAACGUCGCCUUGGAGACGGACGACGAGCCACCUGACCUGAUAGGAGGAAACGUCAAGUCCGUCCCAAAGCCCAUCGCCCUAGAGCCUUGCUUUGGCAACAAAGCGGCCGUGCUCUCCAUCUUCGUGCGGUUACCCAGGGGCACCGGCGGCAUCCCUCCUCCAGGACAGUCUGGUCUUGCGGUGGCCAGUGCUCUGGUGGACGUGUCCCAGCAGAUGUGUGUGGGCUUCAAGGAGAAGUCUGGAGGCCUGAGGAACCGCAAACAGCAGCCCACCGCACAGCCCUCCACCUGUAUCUGACCACGCCCACCUGUCCUCCUCCACCACCCCGCCGCCAGACGCUCUCCCAUCAGCCCUCC